Molecule: messenger RNA, 1771 nt
Organism: Gaeumannomyces tritici R3-111a-1
Lineage: Eukaryota; Fungi; Ascomycota; Sordariomycetes; Magnaporthales; Magnaporthaceae
Exons: 1
Coding region: 135-398 (87 amino acids)
Source: RefSeq, a predicted model, not a curated record
GCGGGUCGGUGAGAGAGUAGGAGUCGUCGACGCGGUUGCCUUUCCUCUGGGCGUUGAAGGCGCCCGCGAAGUAGUUGGUUGUGAAGUGAAAGCAAUAGCCACCCAAAGAGAAGCCCCGGAUCAUAGCUGGCGAGAUGGCUGGCGCCAAGCACUCUUUCGAGCGGCCUCAGCCGGGUCGCUAUGCUGCCUGGGGAGCCAACCGGCCGCCCCGAGGGCCAUCCAUCCAGGUUGAGGCAAUAAAUUGUUGCCAGAGAUGUUGCAGAGGCUGCAUCGGUAGGUCAAUAGUGGUUGCCAGGCGGCAAAGGAGGUGGUGGGUGGCCAGCAUGAUUGGCGUCGACACGUCCUCGCGCCGGCCGACAGAAAUUGGCCACCCGCGCCAGACCAAGGCGAGCACAUAGGUGCGCAGCUGCCGGCCCGUGCCGUGACCUUGGGGAGUCGGAGGCCUGCGAGAUAUGAGAGGUGCAUGAACUGCUCUCUCUGACCUCACACUUGAGCAUGGUUUGCAAAAUCAAGGCCGUCGGGCAAGUUGAUUGGUUGACAGCAGACGCCUCCAACCACCCCCACCCAAGCAUUGUAGAUUGCGCAACCUGCGGGGUAAUGCCCGACGGUCGAUCUCACAUCGAAUCAAGGCAUUGAGGAUUCCUUGUCCAUUCGUGGUCGGUAGGAAGAGCAAUUGAGUUUCGGUCGCUGGGCUGGAUGCGCAAAUGUGUAAGGGUUGGCCGAUGUGGGGAUUGCGGGGUGGCGGUGGCUGAGGAGACUCCAGCUCGACAAGGGACUGAGGACCCGGAGGAAGACCCUGAGUAGGAAGGAGAGUGGGCAGGCACCGAGGAUGGAAUGGAGGCCAAGGAAUCGACGCUUGGAGAGGCAAUAUUGGGCCUACCAAAUGGUUGUUUAUGUGUCGCAUGUGUAUGAUCUUGAGGGCAAGGGCGAGGUGCACGUUGCAGUGAAGCCAUGAUGCCUAGUCCUGGCCUCACUUGAUGGAAUUGAACGACGGAGCCGCAGUUGGCGGGGUCGACCAAGGACGGGAAUUGGCUACCUAGCUAGCAUGCAAGGCUACAAAUAUCGGGCGAGAAUGCUGAUGUGAAGAGGCUGAUGGUCGAGAGUAUUUCGAGGGGUUUGCCCACAUGUCAUCUGUCAGCCUACCCACAAAGUAGGGAAAAAUUCCUGCCUAGCUCGGGUACCAUUCCCGGUACCGUACCGUACCCCAGGCAGGCUAUCCCCUUGAGUGAUGGAUGGCUCGGCUCUGCGUGCAGAUGUUGAGUAUAGGAGUAGGGCGAGUAUAAAAAGGUGGCUGCCCGGUAACUUAGAAAGCCCGGUCUCAUUCCCUUUUUCUUUCAUUCCUUUCAUGGUUGCGUAUUUGCGACGUGAGCCUGUGGUGCACUGUUGUGGUGAAUGUGUUUGGAGGGAAAGUGAAAGCGGGCGGGCUUGCCGUCUCGUUCUUUUUGGCGAACCAUUGCAUGCGGCCCAUUGAGCCGCACGUCGUCGCCUUGUUUCGCUUGCAGCACUAGUCUUGCAGGGGCUUGUACACGCGAACCAUGGCGGACGGAGGGGUGUGAGGUGGGGAGAGGGGGGUGGUCCUAACUAGGCACCGUACCUAAACUGUACCUCUACAGAAAUUAGCAGCCUGAUAAAGAUUGGCGCCCCGUGAAGAUGGGCGCCCACAAUUUAUAUCCCUAACAAGCAUUUUUGCUACCUCCAUGCGAGCCAUCGUCCGCACGCUUAGAGCGCUCCUCAACGCUUAUAUGUUCAAAGGAAUCUGUCGAUGUCGAGG